Molecule: messenger RNA, 7110 nt
Organism: Corythoichthys intestinalis (scribbled pipefish)
Lineage: Eukaryota; Metazoa; Chordata; Actinopteri; Syngnathiformes; Syngnathidae
Gene: slc25a35
Product: solute carrier family 25 member 35
Exons: 5
Coding region: 260-1159 (299 amino acids)
Source: RefSeq, a predicted model, not a curated record
AAUUGCCAAUAUAUAUUUUUAAGUCAAUUUCCUUUUAACACUCCAAAUUACGAUUCGACCAGGUGUCAGCGAAGCCAUCUCGCUCGAGUGAUGGCGACUGGUGCGUUCGACUAUGCGCAUGCGCUUCUGUUGGACACAGACAAACACGUUUUUCCAUACAGUGGAAGGGGAGGAGAGCACGCCUUGGACCGAGAUGAAGGGCAAACCGGUCCUCUGAAAGCAGCUCAAGUUUCGACGGCGCCCCACGUGGGUGUCUUAUAUGAUGGACUUUAUCCUAAGCGGAGUGGCGGCGUGCGGAGCGUGUUUGGUGACCAACCCGCUGGAAGUGGUCAAGACUCGCAUGCAGCUACAAGGAGAACUUAAGAGUCGAGGCACUUAUCAGGUUUACUACCGUAAUGUCUUCCACGCUUUCUACACCAUCGCUAAAGUGGACGGACUGGCCGGUUUACAAAAAGGCCUCGUACCGGGACUAUGGUAUCAGUUUUUCAUGAAUGGCGUCCGACUGGGGUCAUACGCCGUCAUUGAGUCUUCCGGCUACAUCCACACGGAUGGGAGGGUCAGUGCGCUGAAGACCAUCAUAGCUGGAGCAACUGCGGGUGUGGUGGGAGCUGUAAUGGGCAGCCCCGUAUAUUUGGUAAAGACUCAUUUGCAGAGUCAAUCUACUGCCUCCAUUGCUGUGGGGCACCAGUACAAACAUCAGGGAAUGUCUCAAGCCUUGGUCGCCAUCUACAAGGUGCACGGCAUUCAAGGACUUUGGAGGGGCGCUAGUGCUGCUGUCCCAAGGGUCAGCGUGGGGUCGGCAUCUCAACUGUCCACCUUCUCCUCUGCCAAAGAACUAGUGAUUGAUCUUAAGUUGUUUCCAAAAGACAGCUGGUUGGUGGCACUGAGUGCUGGUAUGAUCAGCAGCGUGGCGGUGGUGCUGGCGAUGACACCGUUCGACGUGGUGAGCACGCGACUCUACAAUCAGCCGGUGGAUCAGCAGGGCAAGGGUCUGCUGUAUAAAGGCUUCACUGACUGCUUUUCCAAGACAUUGAAAAAAGAGGGGCUAACAGGACUCUACAAAGGUUUGGGAGCCUCUUAUUUCCGGAUCGGUCCUCACACCAUUCUUUCUUUAUUCUUUUGGGAUCAACUGCGAAAAUUGUACCAGCCAUUUAGGUAACAUAGCCCGCAACCAGGAAAUGGAAAACGUUGAGUCAUUAAGUCGCGAGCCGCAGGUUUCGAGGAACUCUCGUUAAAGGAGUUUAUAUUAGAAGGUUAAAGAAAAACCAGCGCGUGCUUUCCUCUCAUAAGAAAGGUAGAACACAAAAAUAUCAUAAAUUCCAUGCCAACCUAGCAAUGCUUAUUCUGGCAGAGAGCGAAAUUCUCUGUACUGCUAGUUUUUAUGUGAUUUCAUCAAUUAUAAUACAGUAUGGACUAACACUCAACUAGCAAAUUAUCAUCACUUUCUACUGUAUUUUUUAUACAUUUCAAUGGUCCUUCUUGCCAAGAGUAACACACUCCACAGAUUUUAUGUAAUCGGAAUGAAAGUGUUGAUUACACUUUGUACACGGUUGAUUUUUGCACUAAAAUUAUUAUUUAUUAGUAUUUUGGAACACUUGAACUCCUCUCAAUCAUACAAAAGGGAAAAAUCAACAACUCAAGAACAGUUUUAAAUUUUUUUUAAAUGCCUUAACUAAAAUGCAUAGCAAAUCAAACUGCAAUUUUUUCAGAAGUUUCCUGAAAAUGAUUUUGAGUUUUAUGAUCAAAGUACUAUCAUGGACUGUUGUUACAUCAAAGAUGUCAAAGGGUUUUUAUUUUGGACUGUGAAAUACUGUACAUGAAGAAUAUUUGCAACGGGCUUGACAUUUGUGAUUUAAAGGUUUUCUUCAUCUGACAGCAGUGACAGUCAGUAUUUUUAUACAAAAAUAGGACUGAACAGUCUUGUGUGCUCUGGAACCUUUUCAUUUGGUUUUUCCAAUGUAGUUUAAUUUUUUUUCUUCAAUAGACAAUUAGCACUCAGGUCAGUGAACUAAAACACACCCUUCAAGAUGUUACAGCAGAAUAACUCAAUAUUCCUGCUCUUAUAAAAUAUUCCUGAUAUGCAAUUUGUUGAUUACCCAUUUUAACAAUUGUUCAGGAAAUAAACAGAUUAGCAGAUAUGCAAAGAUGGUUUAAUGAUUUGACUUCCACCUAAAUAGUGUAGAUUGUAGGAUGUCAUGUACAAGACAUUGUUGAUAAUACAGUGCGCUCCAUAAUUAUUGGCACCCCUGAAAAAGAUGUGUUUUUUAGCUUCUAAUAUUUUUUUAAUUCAAUUAAUAUGGGACAUAAUAAAAAAAAAAAAUAAUAAUAAUAAAUAAAUAUAUAAAUAAAUAAUAUGGGAGAGUGUUUGUUGCCAAAAAGCUCAAUCUUGGUCUCAUCUGACCAAAGCACACGGUCCCAGUUGAAGCCUGGGACCGUGUGUAUUUUUGUGUGACAAAAAUACACUCACAAUGUAUUGUGUGUGUAAAUACACACAAAUUUAGAGUGUUUGUUUGGCAAAAAACACUCUAAAUGGGUCUGGCGUGCCACGAAAGAUAUGCAUGCUGAAAAGCACCUCAUACCCACUGUGAAGUAUGGGGGUGGGUCAGUGAUGCUGUGGGGCUGUUUCGCUUCCAAAGGCCCUGGGAACCUUUUUAGGGUGCAUGGCAUCAUGAAUGCUUUGAAAUACCAGGACAUUUUCGAUCAAAAUCUGUUGCUCUCUGCCCGAAAGCUGAAGAUGGGUCACCACUGGGUCUUUCAGCAAGACAAUGACCCUAAACAUAUGGCCAAAUCUACACAGAAAUGGUUCACCAGACACAAAAUCAAGCUCCUCCCAUGGCCAUCUCAGUCCCCAGACCUUGUUUUGUUGGCAAAAGGGGGUUGUACAAAUAAUUAACACCAAGGGUGCUAAUAAUUGUGACACACAUUAUUUGACGUCAAAUAAUAUUUUCUUUAUGUGGGAUUUUUUCCCCACUGAAUGAAUGCACUUGUAUUGAAGGUUGGAUUUUUCUCUUUUUUUCCAUUAGGGUCCCAUAUUAUUUGAAUUUUUAAAAAAUUAUUAGAAGCUAAAAAACACAUCUUUCUCAGGGGUGCCAAUAAUUAUGGAGGGCACUGUAUUAGACUCUUGAAACUGUAAUUGACCUUAAUCUCCGUUUGGGUAGAUUAAAGCACUGUCUUUUAUGUUUCAAAAUGAUGAGAUUCAUCAAACAUUUGCCAUUUUACUUGAACAAUUUCACAUUUCUGUAAUCGGCGAAACACUGGAGAUAAUGCCAUAUAAUUUGCUUGAAUGGUGUAUUUCAUACUAGGAGUGUUGCACUUUAACAGGUUUUCUUCAGUCCAACUGAAUUAGUGUAAUAUUGAAUGUGAUGCAAAAAUACACUUUAUGUGUCAAAACUACUGUUUGUGUACAUUGGGCAAUAAAAAGGCAAAUCUUUUAAAUUCAUACUCUCAAGAAUUUUUUUUUUUUGCCCCCGCCCAUUUGUAAUUUCCUGAGAACGUGAUGAUUAUUCUAUCUCCCACGACAACUUUUAACGCUGACAUAUGCAAGAAUUUCAUGAAGAUUACAUAACUGAAAGUCACUGCUCUGCACUGGUUCCCAAAUAUGGCAGCACCAAACGCAAUAUGGCUUGGCUCAAUAUCGCAAGCACUGUUGAGUGUAAAGAGGGCAUCGUUGUACUAAAAGCGAAAUAUGACAAUGUUGCAUGUAAACUUGGUUAUUUAGAUUAUAUGUAAUUGCAAUGAACAUGGAAUUGAAAUGCACCCCAAUAAUACAAGAGAAGAUAUACUGGUAUUAAUGAAACAUUUGUCAUGAAAAGCCUCACAUUUUGUAAUAAGCAAUUUAAUCAAGAGAUUAUCAAGAUAAACAACGUAAGUCUAUAAUACAGUUGUAAACAUUUUGAACCAAACGUGAAAAAUUAAGUUUCCACAGAAGUUUACUUUCCUAUAAAGUGUACUUAUAAAAUUCAUAAAGAUAGAAUGUGCCGUAUUUUUCGAACUAUAAGUCGCACCAGCCAUAAAAUGCGCAAUGAAGAGGUUAAAAACAUACAGGUAGCCCCCGGGCUGCGAAGGAGUUCCGUUCCUAUGCUGGCGACGUAACCCGAAUUUCCAUGUAAAUCGGAAUUAACCCUUGAAGUGUCCCUAAAUACCCCUUAAAUCCAAAAAUAUCUAAAAACUAGGGGUGUCAAACGAUUAAAAUUUUUAAUCGAGUUAAUUACAGCUUAAAAAUUAAUUAAUCGCAAUUCAAACCAUCUAUAAAAUAUGCCAUAUUUUUCUGUAAAUUAUUGUUGGAAUGGAAAGAUAAGACACAAGGUGGAUAUAUCCAUUCAACAUACGGUACAUAAGUACUGUAUUUCUUUAUUAUUACAAUAAAUCAACAAGAUGGCAUUACCAUUAUUAACAUUCUGUUAAAGCGAUCCAAGACUUGUAGUUCUUAAAAGAUAACUGUUAGUACAAGUUAUAGAAAUUUUAUAUUAAAACCCCUCUUCAUGUUUUCGUUUUAAUAAAAUUUGUAACAUUUUCAAUCAAAAAAUAAACUAGUAGCCCGCCAUUUUUGCUGAGGCCUAUAAAAUCAGUCGCACCCAAGCGCCAGCAGAGGGAGCCAAAACUCGAAAAACACAAGUACACGUUUCACUGUGCUGUCAUUGUAAUCUCUUUGAGCAGGGUAUUUGUGCGUUAAUUGCGUCAAAUAUUUUAACGUGAAUAAUUUAAAAAAUUAAUUAACGCCCGUUAACGCGAUAAUUUUGACAGCCCUACUAAAAACAUAUAUUAUAGGUCAUUUUACUGUCCUCACCAAGAUGUAGGAGCUAAGUCCUUUCUCCCUUUCAUUCGGCUGCGCGACUUCUUCAUGGGAGCUAAUUCGCUCUUCUUUGUGUGCGCAAAUACCUUCUUCACGUGUACAUGUGCUCUUACUCGCAUGCAGAAGUACUACCUCCUCUACGCUUCCAACGCAAAAAUAAAGCAUGCAUUGCAAAACAAAUGUCAACAUCAUAAUAAAAAAAAUUUCGCCAAAGGGGCAGAACAGUAAGGGUAAAAAAAGGUACUGUGUGAGGUACAAUCAGGUUUACGCAACUAGGGGGGAAAAAACGACUGGAGACAAAAUGGCGUACAAGACUCCGGCGUAGUAAAGUCGAAAUCACGUAAGUCGGGUACAUCGUAACCCAGGGACAACCUGUAUAAGCCGCACUGGUGUAUAUGUCACGUUUUGGGGGAAAUUUUAUUUGAUAAAAUCAAACACCAAGAACACACGUCUUCUUGAAAGGCAAUUUGAAAUAAAACUGAAUAGACAACAACAGAGUAACCUCUGCAUUUUGCCAGUCCCUUACAAGUUUCUUGCUAACUCCAAACUUUUUCUGUUGUCCGAUUACCAUAUCAGCUGCAUAUUUCACUACUGGCAGUUAGUAAUCUGCAAAAUAUGAUUUUCUUUUCGGUGACAUUUUGUUCGGAGCUUCUCAGUUGUUUCUAUUUGUUUUAUAAGUUACCGCCACUGUUGAAACAGAGGCCUUGGGUGCCCUCUUGCGGUUGAGUGUGACAAUAAUAAUAAUAAUAAUAAUAAUGAUGUUAAUAAUUUCACACAUAAGUCACUUCUGAGUAUAAGUCACAUCCUCGGCCAAUCUAUGGGGGGAAAAAAACUGCGAUUUAAUAGUCCGGAAAAAAAAACAAAAAACGGUACAAACGUUCUCACGGAUCUGAGUUUUUGCUGGCCUACUCUGGGUUUCUCCCAGUUUCCAGAAACAAGCAUCGUUGUAUUGAAAAUUAUUUUUUGGUGGGAAUGUAGUGGAAGUGUGAAUGGCUGUUUUGUCUAUAUGUGCCAUGAUAUUGAUUGUUAACAUUUCAUUAUAAAUAGCAGCUCAUAGUGGAUAUCUGUAAAAGACAAACAUAUACACUGUUGAUUAAAGCUUCAGAACUCAUUUUGGUUUUCUAUAUCCUCAGUCUUUAAGCUUUUUUUGCCUUAGUUUUUCUUCUGCCAUAGCAAAGGACCUGUGCCAGCAAGAUGCAACUGAAACAGCCGGAUAUAAAGGAGCCAAGCGUUUCAAAAGACUUCCCCGUGCCCUGCAAGAGUCAGGUUAAAUUCACAAUUAUGGAAGGUAAUGCUGCAGACCACAAAAAAAAUCAUUUGCAAUGUAUUUGCAUACCUGCAGUGAAAUGAAGGCGAGACCCAGGGAAGCUAUACAUGAUAGCAAAAUAGACAUAAAUGAGAGCUGACCCGUGGAGCCGUUAUUAUAGUUUGUUACUGCCUGGAAAACCUGGAAACAUCAAAUACAGUUAGCCACGCUUUCGUAAACUGUUGACUUUAACAUUUGUUGCAGACUAAGUAACUCAGUAUCUUAUAGCCAGAGAAUAGUAGAUUAUAUUGAUAACUUGAGCUAAUUCCUAGUUACAUCUAGACAUGUGCUGGGUACCGGUUUCAAGGUAUACCGUGAUAUGAAAAUGUCACGGUUUCAAAACCACUAAAAUUUUCCGUCAUACCAUAGUUACGGUAUUAACUAUGUUUGAGGUCCCAAAAAUGUAACGAGAAAUACGUGGCUUGGAGCGGCAGUGCUCACCCAUCCCUUUUCAAAAGAAAUAGACGCCCGCGGCUUAGAGGAGGAAGGACAGCUGACGUGCAGGCAACACCUCCAACAUGAUUUCACAUUUUCAUGAUGACCAUCUGUAUCUUCGCACAAAAUUUAAGGUAAGUAAAUGCUGUCAUGAACGUGUCCCACCAGCUACAAGACUUCACUCAAGCUAGUUUAAUGUGUAUAGCGAUGCUAAAACAAAUACUAUAACGUAAGCUUAUUAACGAGGCAGAUAACGUGACUAGUUACCAUGCCAAGACGGCUAACUAGUUUCUUCUUUAUCAUUAGCCUACUUUUGUAAUGUCUUCCGCCAUUGUAAACAUCUGCCAAUUUGCAAAUAUGUCGUGAAAAAAAUCCUGUUCAAUGGAAACAGUAUUUUUGUUGUUGUUGUUUCUAACUCAUACAUCUAAAAAUAACACAUUUUAGAGCUAUAAUUGCAAUACCUUGAAACCGCAGUAUUUUUGCUUAAGGUUAUCAUACCGUCAAAAUCUCAUACCGACACAUGACUAGUUAGAACCAACAAAGAGUUAAAAAUUGGCCAAUUGUUUCAAACUAUUAC